GGGCGGGAGUCAGUAUAUAAGCCGGGGAGGCGGUAGUAAGAUGUCCGAGUGACAGCCGGCUGUCAGCCCCGCCAGCCAGGACGUGCAGUGUUUGACACGUGAGUCUCCUGACGCAGCAGAGAGGAGCUCCGUCAUGGCCCUCGAGCUGGAGCGUCAGCAGCAGGGCGCCCCCGCCCCUGCUCCCGCAACCCCAGCGCCUUCUAGCCCGGCCCUGCCGCCUACGCCUCCCUCGCACGACGCCCGCAGCCCUCCCUCACCCACACAUGAAGCCCGCAGCCCACCUCCGCCCUCGCCACGCUCCCCUCUGGAGUCUAAGCUGCCCCUGUCUCCGCCGCCCUUCGCUGCAAGCCCGCGCGCGCUUCCCUUCAGCAUCGAAAACAUCCUGCGGCCAGACUUCGGCGUCACCCGCCUGCCGGAGCGAUCCAGCGUUCGCACGCCCGAGCUGCUGCUGCGCACGCCGCCCAAGACACCAGAGGCGCCCGUGGACCUCAGUCAAAAACCGUCAGCCGCCGCGGCGCACAAAGUGGGCGGCAACAAAUAUCCCGAGAACCCCGAGGCGCUGGCCAACCCCCGCGUGCCCACCGAGGACGGCAACAACUGGCCGGCCUGGGUGUACUGCACGCGCUACUCCGACAGACCCUCCUCAGCCAAAGGUCCUCGCUCCAGACGAAUCAAGCGACGUGAAAGGAACCCGGAGGAGAAGCGACCACGCACCGCCUUCACCUCGGAGCAGCUGGCGAGACUCAAGAAGGAAUUUGAAGAGAAUAAAUACCUGACGGAGAAGCGCCGGCAAGACCUCGCGCGGGACUUGGGUUUGAACGAGUCGCAGAUCAAGAUUUGGUUCCAGAAUAAGCGAGCCAAGAUCAAGAAAGCGAAUGGACAGAAGAGCGGCCUUGCUAUCCACCUAAUGGCGCAGGGUCUCUACAACCAUUCUACUAUUCCCGUGGAUGAGGAAGAUUCGUACCCGUGUUAAGGUGGAUGAGUUGCUCCUUCAUCUCCUCCACCUCUUCCACCUCCUUCGAACCCCUGAACUCUUACCAAAUAUCGCACCAAGUGACCAAAAAGUCGUACCACGCCGUUCCCUGUUCAUUCAGUCACGCCACUCAAGUCUAAACCAGGAUUUUCUACGUUUAUGUCUUUCAAGUUACGUUCCUCCUCUUCUUCUUCGUCCUCUUCCUCCUCCUUCUUGUUCAGUGUGUUACGUUGACAUUUUUCUCUCUCAUAACGUGCCACUCUACUUCUGAUCCCAUUCAUGCACAUGUGACCUUCUGCCGUCACUCCACUUGUCAUUCACGUCACUUCAUUGCCUCCUCGUUUCAAUGGCCUCGUGCGGUUAAGGAGGGAGAGUCCUUUGAUGGUACACGUUCUCUCUCUUCACUCUCACUCUCUCCCUUUCCCUCCCCUCAUACCACCCCUCGCCUCCUCUUUCUGUGUCGGGGCGUGUCUUCGUCUCGUCUCAGCCUCCGCUUACCCCGAGGAGAGAUAGCUUAAGAUGAUACAUAACAUAACCUACUGCACGCGCGACUCUCAUCCUGACUGACACAGAGCGGUACUUCAAGGGACAUAUACGCCUUACCCGCCUCCUUCCCUUGUCCCUCCCCGCCUGUCACUAUUCAUGCCUCCACCACCCUCUCACACCCAGGCACUACUUUCACGCUCUCACAUAGACUCAGUUACCUAGUCAUGUCCAAUUUGCCAAUACCCAGCUUACAUCAUCUCAUCUCACCAAUCCACGUUUUCUGUCGUCCUUGACCUUCGCACUCCCGCCCACACAUACCGGCAUUCCUCUAUUACCAUUGCCACAUGAUCGCUCCUCUCCUUCCUUCCUUCCUUCCUUCCUUCUCUAGUAUAAUCGCAAUUUUGCUUCUCAUUUACGCUUUCUCUCUUGUUUUGUUCAGUUUUUGCUUCUUUUGUUUUAUGAUGAAUUCUUACUCUUUGGUGCUUUUUUCGUCUUGUCUCCUUUUAGCUUUUUUCUAUAAUCUAGACACAUCUCUCGAUUCAUCCUUCUUAGCUUCUCUUUCUUUCCGCCCUAUCCAUUUCCUUUCCACAUCCUCCUCGUACUCCCCUAAAUACUCCCCUCUCUCCUUUUUUUCCUCGUACUCUCCCCAUCCGUCUCCCCUUCACUCCUCUUCCCUUUCACAUCCCCUUCUUCCUCUCCCCAAUAACCGGCCAAGGACAACCUCACAUUGGGAGAAUUAGGCAAAAAUGCUAAUCCGGCGACGUUGGAUUGCAUUCGUGAUACAUAAACGGCGCCGAAUUCUCCCACACGCUCACCCACAACAUUCCAUGCUCACCGAAACAUUCUCUCGUGUCAGCUCUCCCUCCCCUCUCCCUCUGCUUCCCUCUGUGUCCCUCUGUGUCCCUCUCUCCCUCCCGUCACCGCCGUCAUCACUCAGGAGGCGGUAGUGGUGGUGAACAAGGCCGGGACAAGCUCUGGGUGCACUACUAUAAGCUACAAGUGAUGGUAAUGUUGAUGGUCUUUUGUCUACGAUGCGUCAAUGUAGAGUAGAGAAGUAUUAGGAUAGACUUUCAUUACUCAACGUUAUUUUAUUCAUUCGUUAGUGUGAAAGAGCAAGUGAUGUCCAUGAUUUGAUCCCGUGUUGUUGUCCUCCUCCUCCUCCACUUGAUCAUUUCCUUUUCCUCUUCCUCCUCAUCCUCCCGUGGCCAACAAUCUUCUUGCCCAAAGUACAAAUUAGCCCUUAAUUUUUACCUCAGUCAAUCCGUUACGUUCCCGAGAGACACGACUCGGCGCUGUUAGGUAAUACUUCGCAGUUCACCGCCUGGCUCGUGUCCCGUGUACUGUAUAUAGUGUAUAUUACGGAUCUAUAGUGUUCAUAUCAUGUAUAUAAAUAUCAUGUUUUAAAUUAUUUAUAUGUCUGUGUCGUCCAAUAAAUAAUGACUUUUCUUUAA
Messenger RNA from Portunus trituberculatus (swimming crab), 2910 nucleotides. Its product is annotated as homeobox protein engrailed-1-B-like. NCBI's taxonomy places the organism in Eukaryota, Metazoa, Arthropoda, Malacostraca, Decapoda, Portunidae. The transcript has 3 exons. Gene Ontology annotation, cellular component: nucleus. Gene Ontology annotation, molecular function: DNA-binding transcription factor activity, RNA polymerase II-specific; RNA polymerase II cis-regulatory region sequence-specific DNA binding. Bases 134 to 973 code for a protein of 279 amino acids. The record is from RefSeq and is a predicted model, not a curated record. Gene Ontology annotation, biological process: neuron differentiation; regulation of transcription by RNA polymerase II; multicellular organism development.